This is a messenger RNA of Anolis carolinensis (green anole), 4762 nucleotides long. RefSeq names its product enamelin (gene enam). Gene Ontology annotation, cellular component: extracellular matrix. The record is from RefSeq and is marked validated. Lineage: Eukaryota; Metazoa; Chordata; Lepidosauria; Squamata; Anolidae. Gene Ontology annotation, molecular function: structural constituent of tooth enamel. Gene Ontology annotation, biological process: ameloblast differentiation; amelogenesis; positive regulation of enamel mineralization.
GAAGAGCAAAUUGCUUGGAUUUCCUAUCUUAGUUCUUUUUUCCUUAAGCCAUCACAGGACCCCAAGAACACAUUUUCACAUUGAAGAGGUGCAACUGGAUUGUAGUGCAAUGCCUUCUUGUACAGUGUGAUGCUGAAGGCUCCAUGGUGGCGAAGACUACUUUUGCAGUGCACGGUCACCACUAUCAGGAAUGCCUGUAUUUGUUUCCUGAGGAACUGAAAAAUGCAAAGAAUGAAGCAACUCCUCCUAUAUCUCUGCCUGAUAGGCACAUCUUGGGCUGUGCGGUUGCGCAAACCCCGCAAGGCAGGAUUUGGAAGUAAGAGUGAAGAAAUGAUGCAGUAUGGUCCAUUUGGCUAUCUAAACUCACCUCAAUUGACUCAGUUGGCAGCUUCCUUGUAUGGCUAUCGCUCAGGUUUCCCGCAGAUGGUCCCUCAGCAGCCUACAUUUCCCCUUCAGAGGUUUUAUCUCUGGCCACAACAGAUGCCAGUUCACCAGUCUGCUCGGCCGCCCCAACAGAAGGCUCACCAAACUCCAGUGCCGAAGAAACCUAACAGCAGGCCACAACUAAAGCCACGGUUGGUACCACAACAACCAAGAUAUCAACAGCCGCAACCCAAAAUACAUCUACCAGCUAAACAGCCUCCAGUUGCUACUCAUCCUUUCCAGCCUCAGCCACAAACACCCAUUCAGCCACCCAAGGGGGAGAAGCCGCAACAGCCACAGGCAUUCCCUCCACAUCCUCAACAGCCCUGGCAAUUUCCACAGAUUUUUGGUCAUGGAGGCUUCCAGCCACAACUGUUCAACCCAUAUCAAGGACGUAUGCCAUUUGGACGGCCACCUAACAGCGAAGAAGGGAAUCCCUAUUUUGGACCUGGCUACCAAGGGAUGGGCGGUCGGCCUCCAUAUUAUUCUGAAGAGAUGUUUGAACAAGAAGACAAAGAAGCACCCAAAGAGAGCCCAGCAACUGACCCAGUGACCAAUUCAACUGACACAAACUCAACCGUAUCUAAUCCAGCCAGCCAAGGAGGGAAUGGUACCAUGUCUGGACUUAGUGAAAAAGCUACUGGAGCCAAUUCUCCAGGCCUUCAAAACAAUAUGUUUAGUGGGAAUGCAGUCUCAACACCUUUGCCUACUACUCAGACGUCAGAAGGAAAUGGAGUGGCACAGAAUGUCCUUGAACAAAUAAGGCAUAGGUCUAAGCUUCCAAAUGGUGAUGUCAUUCAGAGUUUUCCUUCAGGUAGACAGCACUCCACUAUGCAAGUUUAUAAUAUCCAUAAACCACAUGAACAUAUGGAAAAUAUAAAGCAGAAUUUGAUUUCUAGAGGGAACCCCUCAAUACAAUCCGAAGACCCAACAUAUCCCAUGGGUAAUGGUUGGAAUUCUAAUCACAGAGGUAAUAUCCAAAACACAAAUGUCAACAAUCCCUCAACAAACACAAGACAUAUUCCAUAUGGGCAACAAGAACAACCUCAUUACCCUGAGAGGAAUGAAUUCAGUCAAAUAGACAGAGUGCCUUUCCCUAGCUCAGAUCCUGUGGGCCAGUGGAAUAAAGAUCCGAUCUACAGAGACAAUGAUCCAAAAAAUUCUCCACCUGAAGGCCAUCCUCUGGACCCACAGUUUAAGACAAUGAGAAUUGAUAACAUCUAUAAUGCAAGACAGGAUGCUGAAAGAUUCCAGCCUUCUGGAAUGCACCAAUCAAAUGCAUUGUCUCAUCAGGGAGUAAAUUUAGCCACAAGAAGAACUCCAUUUGAAAUAGAAACCCAUCAGUAUGAUUGGAGAGAGCAACCCUUUAAUCAUAUUGAUCAGAAAAGAGGACAAUUUCUAUCUGCACAGACCCCUACAUGGAAUAAUCGGGAGGCUUCACAGUUGUUCCAAGAAGCUCCUCCAAGACAGAGCUCAAUGUAUUCAUCUGGUUCUUUCAAUCAGAGGGAAAUGCCCACAUAUUCAGGGAAAAAAUCCUAUAAUCAAUAUACCCAUCCCUUCCCUCCUAGAGCAUGGGAGGACAGAGAACACUCUCCCACAAUUAGUCCAUCAGACCAAAGGGAAAGUCCACCAUAUCCUCCAGUUUCACCUUCAGAUCAGAUACAAAGGAACACCUACUACAGAAGAAUACAGCCAGAGUAUGAACCAUAUCCCAGGCAAGAUCCAUGGACCCGUGAACAACACUUGCAUGAUCCUGACAACCAGUACAGUAAUUCUCCAUACAAUCCAACUCAUCACCAGACAUAUCAAAAAUAUACUACAGAAAAUCCACCUAGUGAAAUAAGUAAUUUACCAUAUCGGAAAAUUAACCAGUGGACCCAAGAAGAACAUUCUCCAGUUCACACUGCAGGACACUUGAGGCAAAUGGAAAACGUGCCAUAUCGUACCAACAGUAAAUUUGAACAAGGAGAAAGGAAAUUCCAGAACGUAGAGUCAGGCUCUCCACAACAAAGGAACACUUUCCAAGAAGAAGCACAAUAUGCUGAAAGAAACACAUGGGUCCCCCAAAGAGUGGAUCCAUCUGCUCAGAAAGAAACUGCACCCUACUAUAAUAUCUAUUCCACAGACUUCAGAGGAAAUCCAACACAUGUUGAAGACAGAGAGAGAAUCAUACAUAUGAAUGCACCCAUUUCCACUGAGAAUGCUCCUAGAAGAAGGCAUUAUCUGGACAGAAUGGGAUAUUCAGAUGACUACCCAAAAGAACGCAGAAUGAUAACCUCACAAUCGACAGCAAACCAGUUGUGCUGUGCAGAUGACUCUCCAAUGCCAAGGGAAAACAGACUGGCACCACUAAGAAGUGCUCCUCAAUUCAGGCAUGCUCUAUGGGAAGCAAAAGAAAGCUCAACCUAUCCAGAUGGCAGCCAUGCAAACUAUGUGCGACAUGCCCAUUCCCCAGCUGGUAUUCAAGCUAAUAAUCCUCUGAAGAAUGGGGGGAGAGAACAAGAAGAACUUGGUGCAUUCAGAGUGGAAAAUGCAGGCUCAGAAAAGAGUCUGCCAUGCUCUAACUCACACUUAAGUCAAGAUAGCAAACAAGAAGCCAACCUCCAAAGAGGUUUAUUCAAAUUUAGGAACAUGCCCUGCCAUGGAAGCAACAUUCGAGGGGACAGACACAAUCCCCUUGCACAUCUUGUAGGGACAGGUCAGUCCUUUGGAAGAGGAACUUUAAACUUUCUUCCUGAACAAUUCCCACAGCCACAUGGGAUCCAAAGUGAAGCUCUUGUUAGUGAAGAUGAUGGGAAAGAAUAUGCAGCACUCGGGGCCAAGAGGAUCCCGUGUUUUGGAAGCUGGUUAAAGCAGUAUUUAUCUAACACCGAAGUUCCAUCUGAUGAUCAACAGCGUGAUCCAUUUUACGGAGAGAAUCCAGUCCCAACUGAAAGGCCAAAUAGCAUACCACCCAAACCAGAGCCAAUCUCCAGCAGCUUUCUAUCUAAUGGAGUAGAAGAAAAACCACUGAAAAUCAAUGCUCCAGAAGAGGAAUGGGCUGAACUAGCCACUCAAAGUACUCCAGACUGCUUACUUCUCCAAAAGAAAUAAGACUCUGAAACAUGCUUCAGGUAUUAGUAUUAAUGAAAAAUGGUGAUGGCAUCUUCCUUCAUUGUAUGGAUGCAGAAACGUAUUUAGAUAGUUCAUAUUUAUACAGCUCUUAAGUCAGCUAGUCUUCAGCUCACUUUUUUAUUUUUUACAAUCUGGAACAGUGAUCCCCAAACUCUAAUUCUCCAGGUGUUUUAGACGUCAACUUCCAGAGUUGCCUUAACAAAUGAUUAGCAAUUCUGGGAGCUGAAGAACUAAACCCUGGAAGACCAGAAUUUUGGAAAUACUGAUCUAGAACUUAAUGUGUAUUAGAAAACCCUGGUUUCCAAUCCCUGUUCUCUUUUCCUCUGCUAUUUCUCUCCCCCACGUCCAUUCUUUUUCUGUCUCAUUAUGCUUUCUGUAUCUACAGCCCAGUGCUUAUGCAAUCUUUCACCUACUUGCCUAACUUACAAGGCAGCAGAUGUCUCUGUUUCUCAACAAACCAUUCCAAGGCUAUGAAGGUUCUGCAGAAGAAAGCAUCACAUGGAGCUAUGUAGAAGUCCUAUGAAGAAAUGAACAUACCAUGCUAGCCAAAUCAAGGUGUAUAAAACCCAAAGCAAGUGCUUUGAAUCGAUUUUCCUGCUUCUCGGCAGGGGGUUGGACUGGAUGGCCCACAUGGUCUCUUCCAGCUCUAUGAUUCUAUAAGUCAUUUUUGAACUACUGAGAGAAAAAUCCCACAGGCCAACUAUGCCGUAAGCAUGCAGAGAAAUAUUUUUUUUUCUGUUUCUUUGCAACAUAUCCAGUUAGCUGCUUCAGGCAGUUCUUUCACUUUGUUCAAUGGUGAUUUCAGAUUCCAUCCACCUCCCCUGCUACUGCUGUGCAUGCUUUAUUUAAUUGAAUCACUGCUUUCCCCCAGAAAAUCUCCAGCAAUGCACAAAAUAAUAUUACGUAAUUUAAAAAUGCACAUUUCAAUUCAAUUUUCAGUCACACCAGUUAAAGGAUAAUGGUAUAUGCAGCAUGAAAAUAUAGAUUCUAUUAGAAAGCCUGUUUGCUAAUAAUGCGUUAAAGAACCAAUAAAUUAUUUUGUGCAUAGAUCCUUUCUGACCACACCGUGUACACAACAGGAACACUUUAAAAAACAACUCCAAAUCAAUGUUGAGCAAAAAUUUGCAUAACAUUUCCUUGCUGGCGUGCAAAUUAUUGGUUGGACCCAAAUGUACUUUUUCUCAUCUUCUGAUGCUCUUUGACAUUAAAAUGCAUUUCUGAUGGA